CCGGGCCGGCGGCUCCUCCUCGGCUCACCUCGGCUCACCCCCCCGCAUGCCGCCGGUGCCGGGGGCGCUGUGGAGCGGGGCACGGGGCCGCCCGCCAUGGCCGAGGCAGGAGCGGCGAGCGCCGAGGGCGCCGAGGAGGAGCGGCGGGCGGCGGAAGAGAAUUUCCCGGUAGAUGGGAGCCCCUGUGUUGCCUCUGGAGUCUCCAACCUCAUGAAUCCCAUCCCCAAGCCUGCCACCACCACUCCUUUCAAUGCUCCCGUGCCUGAGAUUCCCAGGAAGCGCAAAGGGAGCGAUUCCGACAACCAGGACACGGCCGAAGCUGAUGGUGAUCCUCAGAAAAGGAGCGAAGAUGAAGAACAUGUUAAAGUGAAAGAUUUCAGAGAGGCUCACAGUCAAACAGAGAAAAGGAGGAGAGACAAAAUGAAUAAUCUGAUCGAGGAAUUGUCUGCCAUGAUCCCUCAGUGCAACCCCAUGGCCAGGAAGCUGGACAAGCUCACAGUGUUAAGGAUGGCUGUGCAGCACUUGAAGUCUUUGAAAGGUUCCAGCAGCUCCUAUACAGAAGUCAGAUACAAACCUUCAUUUUUAAAGGAUGAUGAACUCAGACAGUUAAUCCUGAGGGCUGCAGAUGGAUUCCUGUUUGUGGUUGGAUGCAACAGAGGGAAAAUCCUGUUUGUCUCUGAAUCAGUUUGCAAAAUACUGAAUUAUGAUCAGGCCAGUUUAAUUGGGCAGAGCCUGUUUGAUUAUUUGCAUCCGAAAGAUGUUGCAAAAGUCAAGGAGCAGCUUUCUGCCUCAGACGUGUCCCCUCGGGAGAAGCUCGUGGAUGGCAAGACGGGCUUGCAAGUCCACACAGAUUUCCAGGCUGGACCGGCUCGGCUGAAUUCCGGGGCUCGCCGUUCCUUCUUCUGUCGGAUCAAGUGCAGCAGGAGCACGGUGAAGGAAGAGGAGUGUUUGCCCAACCCAAAGAAGAAAGAUCACAGGAAAUACUGCACCAUUCACUGCACUGGCUACUUGAAGAACUGGCCUCCCAAUGAGGUGGGAGUAGAAGAGGAGACCGAUGUAGAAAAGGACAGUAGUAACUUUAACUGCCUCGUUGCAAUCGGGAGGUUACACCCUUACAUUGUUCCCCAGAAGAGUGGAGAGAUAAAAGUCAAAGCAACAGAAUUUGUUACACGGUUUGCCAUGGAUGGGAAGUUUGUUUAUGUAGAUCAGCGUGCCACAGCAAUUUUAGGGUAUCUGCCCCAAGAGCUCCUAGGAACUUCUUGUUACGAGUACUGCCACCAGGAUGAUCACAAUCAUCUAGCUGAAAAACAUAAAGAAGUGCUGCAGAAUAAAGAAAAAGUCUUUACAAAUUCCUACAAAUUUAGAGCAAAAGAUGGCACUUUUGUCACUUUGAAGAGUCAGUGGUUUAGUUUCAUGAAUCCAUGGACCAAAGAGCUGGAGUACAUUGUGUCAAACAACACGGUGGUAUUAGGUCACAAGGAGUCAGCUGAAGAAGAGGUUCUCUACAGUUCCCAGCCUGCAGAAGAUGCUGUAAAACAGUCUUUAGUAAGUGUACCUGGAAUGUCCUCUGGAACAGUCCUCGGUGCUGGGAGCAUAGGAACCGAAAUUGCAAAUGAAAUCUUAGAGUUGCAAAGGUUGCAUUCCUCACCAUCAGGGGAGCUGAGCCCAUCACACCUCCUGAGAAAGUCCCCUUCUCCAGCUUUACCUGUGAACUGCAGCGAUGUGCCAAACAAAGAGCUGAUCCAGUUAUGUCCUUCAGAGACAGAAGUUCUGGAGAAUUCCGAACAAGCCCGGGGUGCUAUUCCAUUUCCCAGCAAUGAGCCUCUCCUCAGUGGGAAUUCCCAGCUGGACUUUGAUGCAAUAUGUGAAAAUGAUGACACUGCCAUGACAGCUCUCAUGAAUUACCUGGAGGCUGAUGGAGGCCUUGGGGACCCAGCUGACCUCAGUGACAUCCAGUGGGCUCUCUAGAGCUGCUUUUUCGGGAUGAGAAGGAAUGUAAAACCCGUAAUGCACAACAACCACACAUCCUCAGUACUGUAUUGUAGGUUUUUUUAAUGUCUCAGUUGGAUUCAAACUUACUGUCUAUAUAUAUAUAUAUAUAUAUAUAUUUUAAAGACUGAAGCCUUGUUCAGAGAGACACAACUUCUGCUGCACCUCUGGAAAAAUGCAAUAUUUUUUUUUUUUCUCAAGAUGAGGAAACCUUGAAAUUUUAAUAUUGAACCACCUGUAACUGGAAUGCUUAGAACACAUUAGUAUAUUUUUGCUAAGAAGCUUUAACCAAAAGGUACUGUACAAUGUACAGGAAGACUUUAUUUCUUAGUUUUAAUACUCAAACUUUUAUUUAUUGGGUUCGUUUCAAGCAGUAGAAUAUUGGUUAUCCGUGUUACCUUCUGUAGAACCUACUGUACUUGUAUGGUUUGAGGAUAUUUGUAACUAUUAAAUUUCAUGGAAAUGAUGAUUUGCACACACUAGAGCUGUAAAAUAAGGUGUUGUGAUUCUCCAGUGAUGCAGUUUGUGGUUCCUUGCCCUUCUCAGCAGGGCAAUUUUUGCAGUCAAAAGUGAAAAUAAAGAAUACAGAUCUGGGAACAAAGGUUGGAGCUGGAACCCCAGAACAAAGAGGAGAGAAUGGUUUGAGAAAAACAGUCAUUUUCCCAGUAACCAACACGAGAAGGGUAUGAGAAAAAGAGCACCAAACUUUUAAAUUACUGUUUUGUAUUGUUUUUAAUGCAUUGUGAGUGCAGAGAACCUGAGACAGACAGUGCCGUAACUGUAAUAAAGCACUUUACUCUUGUCCCAGGUUAUUUCCUAACUAGAGGAAGUCUGGGCAGACUGUCUUGGCUCCAGAGUGAGACUUGCACUGUCUGUUAGUGAAAGAAAUGUUAAAUUCUGAAGCCUCUUUUGUUAUGUUUUUGAAGGUAAGGAGAACUUUCUGUUGCUUGAGUCUGUGACUUUAGCAAACCUCUGUAAUCCAGCCCUGUCUGGAAGUCAGUGCCAUGCAGGAGGAGCCUUUGGGGGCAGCUUUUGCAAGGGGGGGAUCCCAGUUACAGCCAAUGACUCAAGAGCGUGGCACUUUAUAGCUUUGAUCAGAACAAUAGAGCAUUGAUAGAUGAGGAGGAUCUUUCUAUCUCUGGUGUUAAAGGCUUAGACAAAUUUUAUCAUAGUUUUUUCCUGUUUUCUUGGUUGUUUUUUUUACAUUCAGGUCAUGAAAGGAAAGCGUUUGGAGAUAUUUGAGAUGUGCACCUUUUAGCAGAGACAUUGAAACACAGGUACCACCACGAGCUCCAUGGCAUUUACCACCCCAGGACAGCCCGUUCCAGGGAUUUUUGGGAGCACAUGGAUGUGGUAAACACUAGAUGUCCCCCUUGUCCUGCUGGGUUAACCACCACUUGAACUGGCUCCUUGUUGCUUGACAGGGCAGCUUUAUAUCUUAUAGAUAUGACUUUUUUUGGCACAGGAGGAAUUGUUUUUUGGUAAUGUCCAGAUUGGUUGGGUUGAUUUUGCUUUUUUUUUUUUUUAACAGACUUGGGGCCAAAAUGAUCAGUUCUCUGGCUUUAUUCAAAUGAACUUUUCUAUUUGUUUUUUGGUGGUUUUUUUUUUCACACAAAAUGAAUUUUGGGCAAAGUGAGCAAAAGAAACAGGCACUUUCUAAGAACUGAGAGAAACCUAUUGGCAUAAAGGAAAUUUGAGAAUUUCAGAUUUUGCCAUUGUGAAAUGCAUUUUCUUUUUUCUAUACUAGAAAUAAAUGCGAAAUAAAGCAAGAAAUACAGUAGUUAAUAGGUAAGUGACUACUUAAAUAACUUAAAAUUAUACAGACUUUACAUAGGGAUUUUUUUAACUGGAUUAGUUUAAAAAGGGGCAGCUGUUGUUACUGAAGGAGCAUAUUAGUUUUUUUACAAGAUUAUGUAAGUGUCUUUAGUCAAACCAUUAUUUUGGGAUUCCUGGCUUUCCCUGAAAAAAUAAAACCACAACUGUAACUUCCUUUUGCAGUCAAUGAUCAACAUUGUGGCUCUGGAUUCAUUUCCUCCAUUAUUCUCCCUUUGCUCUUUGUGAAUUUUUCUGGCUCAGAGAGACCUUUACAAGAAAAAGUGUCCCUUUGUAAAUAUUUAUGGUGAAAUGAAUAGAUAUUUUGGAAUACAGCCGAGAAAGUCUGUGCUUGUUUCUGUUUGUAUAACAACACAGUUUGGUAAGACAUGGACAGUGUGUUCUUUGGUUACAGGUGAUCAGAGGAUGUGCUUAAAGCAGGUCAAUAAAUGUUAUUUUGAUGCA
Messenger RNA from Myiozetetes cayanensis, 4266 nucleotides. It is a transcript of the gene BMAL2, whose product is annotated as basic helix-loop-helix ARNT like 2. The record is from RefSeq and is a predicted model, not a curated record. Gene Ontology annotation, cellular component: aryl hydrocarbon receptor complex; transcription regulator complex; cytoplasm. The transcript is spliced from 17 exons. The coding region runs from base 97 to 1968 and encodes 623 amino acids. Gene Ontology annotation, biological process: regulation of transcription by RNA polymerase II. Gene Ontology annotation, molecular function: DNA-binding transcription factor activity, RNA polymerase II-specific; RNA polymerase II cis-regulatory region sequence-specific DNA binding; protein dimerization activity. NCBI's taxonomy places the organism in Eukaryota, Metazoa, Chordata, Aves, Passeriformes, Tyrannidae.